CAGUCCAGAAGUGUUUUGGCGGUUGUGUUGGCGUUGUUUAUUACGAAAAAGAAUUACGUUGUAGGCGCAUGUCUUCUAAGUUAGCAGAUUGCGCGGAUACUUCUAGACAAGACAAGUUGACAUCAUUGCCUGAGACCGUCUAUCAAGGUGUUCAUGGAGUAAUCUUGAUGUAUGAUAUUACAAGGGAAGAGACUUUUAACAACCUUGAAGAAUACUAGAUUGACCAAGUUAUAAGAUAUACAGAAGGAACUAACAUCGUCAGGAUGGUCAUUGGCAAUAAAAUUGACAAAGCAUUCUACAUGCAAUUUUCUUUCUUUAUCCUCUUUUACCUGCAGGUGUCAAGGUAAACAUUCGUUCAUUUAAUGUUAUUAGACAUUUGGUAGGACUCCUUGGACAGGUGAUCAGCCCGUCGCAAGGCCUCUACCUACACAGGACAGCACAACAUGGAAAGAUGUGGACAAACAUCCAUGCCUUGAGUGGGAUAUGAACCCAUGGUCCCAGUGCCCAAGUGCAUGAGGUCUAUGGCUCAGACUGGGUGGCCACUGCGACCGGCUAUAUGCAAUAAUACUACAUGUAUUUUGUCAAGUAAUUGAAGUGGGAGGUGGUGUGUAUGUCAGGAAUGCAGAACAAAGUAUGGAAUGGGAUUGAGUUAAGGGGAGAGAAACUCAAAAUUGUGGAGAGCUUCAAAUACUUUGGAAGUGUAAUCAAGAAAGAAGAUCGCAAUAGGAUGGAGCUAGUAAGGAGGGGGCAGCAGGGAGAGAAUUUCUACAGAGCUGUGAGAGAUUUGCUGUGGCAAUGGAAAGUCCCAGUGAGGUGCAAGAGAUUGCUGUAUUAGGUGUACCUUGUACCAAUUGUUACAUAUGCAGCAGAAACUUGGACAUUGGGAAGGAAGGAGAUACAGAAAGUAGAUGCAGUAAGUGUGAAAUUUUUGAGGUGUGCAUUGGGUAUGACAAGGAGGGAUAGAGUACAGAAUGAGGAAGUUAGGAAACGAAUGGAUGUGAGGGGUCUGGUAGAGAGAGUAGAAGAAUCAAGAAUGAAGUGGUAUGGACACGUGAAGAGAAUGGGAGAAGGGCGGCCAGCACGACAAAUGUUGGACAUGAGAGUGACUGGCACAAGACCAAGGGGAAGACCAUAAGUAAGGUGGGAGAAGCAGAUAUAACGAGGAGUGAUAGAGAGAGGUGCCAAGUGGCAGUUGGUGGAAGAAGAGGAGCGGUUGAGGGACAGGAAUAGAUGGAGGGGCUUUACAAAGCGGACCCGGGCCCAGGCUGGAAACAGCAAUGGAUGAUGGUGGAGAAUCUGGAAGUGAGCAGAGAUGAUGGUAUGGAGUUUGCAAGAGAUUAUCGAGCACUCUUUAUGGAAUCCAGUGUCAACUCAAACCAUGGUGUCCAAUGUGCCUUUGAAGAAUUGGUGCGGAAGGUUCAGAGAUCCCAGCUUCUAGGCACGAUCUUGAACAGCAGUGCAGAUACAUCGGCAUGAAGUGCCUCCACUCAUAUCUAAUGGAUGACAUUUAGCAUUGGCAGCCCUACACACACAAACAAAUAAACAGAAAAUAUUGGUCUACAUUACGCUAUACUGUAAACCCAUGAUUAUGCACUCACGUCGCACGAGAGCAAGGACAGCUUCAAAAUUCUACAGGUUACACAUUGUAACAUUCUGGAAGGGCCAGCAUCUCACAUAGCUAUUUAAUUGUGAAUGCCAGUUGUGAUGCGCCUUGCUCACCAAUCAGUAUCACACGACAAACUCUGCUUUAUGUUAUGGGUGUAUAGGCGCAUCAGCUACUUUGGAUAUUAGCACUCUCUGAUGUUAGUAUUCUGGAAAAAUCAUGAAAUGUUAUACUCAAUGUAACUGCUUCAAUUUCCAUGUGUUGCAAACUGUUCCUUUUAGGUUUGGAAUUUUGUGGUUCUGCAGCUGCUAAUAUCAUUGGGAGUCUUUAAAAAUGGUUUUGCCCUCAGGCUUGUUAAAAACUAAGCUCCUACUUUAAACCAUUUCCCUCAGUUCAUAAGAAGAAUAGGUCUUGUAGUAUUGUAUCCAUGAGUAUGUCUUUUUUUAAUGGUUAUUGAAAUGAUUGACUAAUUUUCAUAAAAUUCAAUAUGAGCUAAAAGAGGACAAUACAAGCACUCCAGAAACAGUACAUGAGAUGACUGUGGUUAUGGGGUGGGCAUUUGUUGUAAUAUCAAUAUGGAAUUGUUUAUAUAAAACUAAUUUCUAUUAUAAUAAACCUUUGUUUCUGCUGACACCUCUACAGAGACAGAAAUACUUGAAAGAAAGUAGAGUCAUGAAUUGUUCCCACGCAUUGCUCAUUCGUGUCAGUACAUUAAACAAAUCAAAUUAAGCUUAAAACUAAAACUGAACUUUUAUCUUAACCCUGUCUUUUAAAGUGGCAAUUCCUUCAUAACAGAUAUAACAGUUGUUAGCUCAGUAGUGAAACAUUGCUCUUGAACCUUACGUAUCCAGUAUGCUCGCGCAGAUUCCAGUUCCAACGCAGUCGGAUUGUUACGGAAUUUCCUUUUCUCCUUCACAGCUGUUGUGAAUCGAAAGACCCAAGCUGUGAUAUGUAGUAAUUUCCAAUAUGAACUGAAACGUGAAACGUGGAGAAGAGGUUCAGGUGUAGUGACCGUAAGAACUUGGGGGGCUGUUUUCCUUG
Messenger RNA from Zootermopsis nevadensis, 2644 nucleotides. Its product is annotated as ras-related protein Rab-18-like. Gene Ontology annotation, molecular function: GTPase activity; GTP binding. Lineage: Eukaryota; Metazoa; Arthropoda; Insecta; Blattodea; Termopsidae. The record is from RefSeq and is a predicted model, not a curated record.